This is a messenger RNA of Arabis nemorensis, 444 nucleotides long. The record is from the annotation of a GenBank genome assembly. NCBI's taxonomy places the organism in Eukaryota, Viridiplantae, Streptophyta, Magnoliopsida, Brassicales, Brassicaceae.
AUGCCCAGAACCGAAGGCUCAAAAAACGAUCAAUCUGCAGAUAAGAAGAUAGUACAAAUACUAAAAAAAUGGCUAAAGAUGGGAUUGCCCCCUCAGAACGUACUUGUUGCCACCGGUGAUAACGGGUUUGCCGGUGUUUUCAAGUCACUGCGAGCCGCAGGGCACACGGUUAUAUUUGCGAGUCUCCAAGAUCCAGCAAAGACGAAAGUCUCCUCGGUGGCAUUAGAAGCCACAGCACUGUUGAGGUGGGUUUGGAAUGACCUUUUGGUAGCACCUAGGCAGAAGAGCAAUGCUGUAAAGAGGGCUCAGGAAGGUAGUGGAAUGGAGGGUAGUGGAAAACGUGUUUGCUAUGGAGGAAGAGGUGGUGGUCGUGGAGAAAGCUGCUACAAGUGUGGUGAGUCGGGACAUUUCGCCAGAGACUGCACUAGCGGUGGUGCUCGUUAA